GUCUGCCUAAGGAAAUCUUAAAAUUUUCCCUAAAGAAAUCAAACAAAUAAGUUGAACUAAUUCAGUUAUUAAACUAAUGAGAAACGGCUUUAAAAGCUCUCUGGGAAUUUUACCAAUAAGCUAAACCCCAUGAUGAAUCACUUGAUUUCAGUUCCUGAUAAUAAUCAUAAAUUAUUGGUCUUAUUAAACUCUUUAGUAAUCUUUCCUAUAAUAAAUCAUCUAUCCUGCCAUUGUAAACAAGUUCAUAGAGCUUGGGCUAGUUUAAAUUAGCUAAGUUUCUAACCCUUUUAGGACCUUAAUAGGCUACCUUGAUACUGACAAUAUUAACAAUUAAAUAAGAAAAAUACUAAUUUUGAUCGAUGAAUUUACUGAAAAAUUAGUCAAGAUCUAUAAUGGAGAUAAUGGAGUCGAGGUCUUACAAAUGCGUUCAACUUAGCUACUAGUAAACUCUAGUGGUACAUCAAUUUAAAACUCAUUAUUAAUCUGCUAAUAGAACCUUAUGCAUAAAUACUGCAAUAAAAAUGAAGGUGACGCUCUUUAAUAGAAUUGCCAGAAAUUAAAGACUAUAACUCAGAAUGCAGUCUAGCAUCUAUGCUACUUUACUACAUUUAAGUUCAUUCGUACGAUUGCUUCAAGAGACGAGGCCAAGAUGAUCAGUCAGACCAGCUAUUGAUGUAAGAACGGCACUUAAUAAUGAAGAAAUUAAAGAAGGUAUUUCCAAGAGUUUACUAUUAAUAUUUCUUGUAGAUUAUAGAAGUAAUUUAGUAAUUAUGCUACCAAGACUGGUGAUCAAGUAUUGUGAUUAAACUUCAUAAAGAAGCUAAAAUUCUUCAGACUAUCCCCUUUUUAUGCUACUAAAUGUUUUAUUUGGGCAAUCAUGACUCCCUUCUUUGCUAAGUGAGAUAGAUCAUCUUAAAUACGUUUGCUUAGCAGUUU
This is a messenger RNA of Moneuplotes crassus, 936 nucleotides long. NCBI's taxonomy places the organism in Eukaryota, Ciliophora, Spirotrichea, Euplotida, Euplotidae. The record is from the annotation of a GenBank genome assembly.